AUGGACAGACAUCUUUUGCCCACUUUGCUACUGGUAGUGAUUCUAAUUGCCAGUACAGUUUAUGGGAAAGAGAACACAGAUGACCUGUCAUGCCCAGAGCAUCAACUAAACUUUGAGGGCUCAUGCUAUGAGUUUGUGACCCAGCAGCACAGUUUUCUCAGUGCUCAGAAGUGGUGUGAGCAAGGUGGUGGACAUCUGGCCUUUAUCAAGGAUGAUAUAACGCAACGAUUUCUUCAGGCACAUCUGCUGCCAGAAGAGAACUGGUGGUUUGGCUUGGCCUAUACAUCCUUUAACCAGGACUCUUCUGAAGGUCCUGUGUCAUGGCUGGAUGGGUCUCAUGUAAGUUUUUCUAACUGGCACAAUGAACCCAUACUCGAUAAAGGCUGUGGGUACAUGAUGAAGGACUCUGGAUUUCAAUGGGUAACAACCAGUAAUUGCAGUCAGCAGUUCUUCUUUAUCUGCGAGUUUGAGUUGGGACAUGCUUUAGCCUGUAAAGACCACAAUGCCAUGCUAAUGUGUGGGUCUGGUCAGGUCAUAAGGAUCGAUGACAGUUUCUAUGGCAGGAAAACAGAACACUACUGCAGAGCCAACCACUCCCUCGAACCAGCAUCCGCACAGCAGGUGUGCAGCUGGUUGGAUGUUCUAGAUUCAGUUUCAGAGUCCUGUGAUGGCCUGCAAAUGUGUGAGGUGUCUGCAAAUGUGACAUCCUAUGGAGAACCCUGCCCAAGGCUAACAAGUUACCUGUCUGUAAAAUAUCACUGUGAAGAAGGUAACUUUGUGUAUUGUGGCGAUGAGGACGGGAUGAGAAGCUUGUACCUACCUAAGGGUUUUUACGAGCUGAAUAUCACUGCUAAGAAUAAGGCCAAACAGACAAUCAUCAAUACAGUUACAGACAUCGUCGUCACCUCUAUCCUAAGUCUACAACCAAUCGUACAAGCUAAUGUGUCAGCCACUGUGUUAGCACAGUUGUUUCAAGGUAUUACUGAUUAUAUAAACAAACAGAUAUACGUGGAACCAGCUGUAAAGGCACAGCGCAAUGUAUUUGAUAGUAUACUCACCGUUCUUGACAAUGUACAUAGUUCCCUGCUAAAAUAUAAAACACCAGGCGGGGAGCCAGCAAUAAUUAAUACUCCCCUGAUUAAUGUCUAUGCCAACAGGCUGCUACCAGCUCAUUUUAAAGAUACUUAUGAAGUCAAAAUUGACAAUGAAUCUGCUGGAUUUGUGCUUCCCACUGUGUUUUCUAAGCUACUUCCGGCACAAGUGGAUGUGCGAAUGCUGAGUCUUAAGGUAAAUCCUUACGAAUGGAGCGAAGGGGAGGAAAUAAGUUCAGUAGUUGGGGGUCUCUCUCUCACCAAUUUGAAUGGAUCAGUCAUCCCAGUAAAAAACCUUAAUGAAGAAAUUGAGAUUCUCUUACCUAGACUAAAUGGUGAGAAUAUAAGCAGUACGUUUCUGGACCUAAGAAACUACAGUACUAUGGCCAUCAACGUGUCUAAUCCCGGCACAUCUCUAGUGUUGAAAUUGGAGCCCUUAUACAAGACAGACCUGGUGUUACUUCUGGGCUUUGAAUACCACCCAAACGACACCAAAUACCUAGUCAAAACAAAGAUGCCCCAAUCAGGAAGCACUGAAGAGGAGAGGUACACAUGGGUGGUAGGCUCCAACUAUAUAUCAAAAGAAGGGGUUUACUAUCUUCUGGUAAGACCUGUAGUCCCACCAGGUAUAAACUCCACAAAUGCUUCAGUUUCGGUCACGUCUGUUGCAGUCAACUGCAAGUUUUGGCGUGAUAAAAAAGCCAACUGGAGUAACUCUGGCUGUAGGGUCGGCCCCCGCAGCACACCACAGGUCACUCAGUGCCUGUGCACCCAUCUGACAUUUUUCGGAAGCUCUUUCUUUGUCAUGCCCAACACUGUGGAUGUGUCUCGCACUGCUGAGCUUUUUUCUACAUUUUCCAACAAUCCUGUAGUGGUGUGUUUUGUUGGUGCUAUUAUCCUGGUGUACAUUUUAGCAGUGAUAUGGGCACGCAGGAAAGAUCUCCAGGAUAAAAUCAAGGUAAAAGUCACAGUACUAGAAGAUAAUGAUCCGUUGGCCGAAUAUCGCUACUUAGUCGCCGUCGCCACUGGGUAUCGACGUGGAGCUGCCACCACAUCUAACGUGACGCUAAUGCUAAAAGGCACAGUUUGGGAGAGUAAGCCCCAUCAUCUGACUGAUCCUGAAAAGAAAGUGUUCACUAGGGGAGGGGUAGAUCUGUUCCUGCUUACCACUCCUUUUUCUGUUGGAGAAGUGGAGGGUGUGAGGCUGUGGCAUGAUAACUCUGGUGAAUACCCAGACUGGUAUGUUAACAAGGUAGUGGUUUAUGAUCUGGAGACAGGAGAGAAAUGGCAGUUCUUGUGUAACUCAUGGCUGUCGGUUGACAUGGGAGAGUGCACCUUGGACAAAACGUUUUAUAUAGCAACAGAGGCAGAUUUAAAAGGAUUCCACAAUCUCUUUUUCACAAAGACAGCGAAGGACUUGUGUGAUGGUCACAUCUGGUACUCUGUGUUAAACCGACCUGCCCAUAGCAGUUUCACUCGAGUGCAACGCCUCUCCUGCUGUUUCUCUCUGCUCCUCUGCACCAUGCUAACCAGCCUCAUGUUCUGGGGUAUUCCAGCUAGCCCUGCUGAGCAGGACACGGAAUUAGGGAGUAUCAAGUUCAAUUGGCAGCAAAUAAUGGUUGGCAUCCAAAGCUCCAUUAUAAUGUUCCCAGUCAAUCUCUUAAUUGUAACCAUCUUCAGAUUCACCAGACCUCGACAAAAGAGUGAACCAAAGAAGCAGACCAAGUCUGAUUCUAUUAAAAAAAAAAAAAAAUGUACAGACAACUUUCUAGACUUGUGUAUUAAGAAGGAGGUGACUAUGGAGCUAAUCAUUAAAGACUUAAAGAGAAUACUGCGCUACCUUGCUAAGAUUGUGCACUGUCCCACACCAAACGCAGCACUGGAUUCAGAACCAACAGACAUCAUCACCUUGGUGUUCCUCCUAGAGGACUUCAUUCGUCAGCAGAACUUUGGUGUUGGCAGAUUUUACAUUGACGAUAUUCAGAUGGAUCGCUUUUCCAUGUACCGGAAAUUUCUCUACAAACAAGUCCUGAAUCUGGAAAAACAGCUGAAGCUACUAGGCCCUUCAUCAUUUCCUAAGCCAGAGGGCUACAUUACAACUCUGAUGCAGGUUCAGGGGAUGAAACACGUGCUAGAGCCAUACCUCUCCGUCCCCGACCCAGUUGUAACCGACGGAGUAGAUGACGACAAUAAGGGUAAAAAGAAAUGCUGUGCGAAUGGUUUACCCUGGUGGUUUGUUUUUGUGGGCUGGAUUCUUGUCCUUGCCAGUAGUGGAGUCUCGGCAUAUUUCACCAUGAUGUACGGGCUGACCUACGGUAAAGAACGCUCCAUCAACUGGCUCAUUUCAAUCAGCGUGUCUUUCUUUGAAAGUUUGUUCGUCACCCAGCCUUUAAAAGUGCUAGGAUUUGCAGUCUUCUUUGCUUUAGUUGUGAAGUCAAUUAAUGAGGAAGAGAUUAAUUAUUUUCAGUUACUGAAGGACAUGAAGUUGACAUACACAGAUGAUCCUGAUGAUGUGCGCAUUUCCAGACGGGACAGCACAUGCAUCUACUACCAGCCUCCUCCACUUUCUGAAAUUGAGAAGAUGAAAAUCAACCGGAUAAAAAAUCAGAAAGCCUUUGCAUUAAUCUGGGAGAUUAUCAUCUAUCUAGCGUUUCUGUGUGUUCUAUUGGUGGCCACAUAUGGUCAGCGAGAUCCAAAUGCUUACUUCCUAACUCAACACAUUGAGCAGAGCUUUAGCAGUGGCAUUGCAGACAGCAUGGGCCCCAAAGACGUGUUUAAUUGGAUUAAUUCCAGCGUUCUUAGCAACAUCUUUGGAGUAAAUCCAGGUUUCAUCACAGAUGGAAACUCAAAGCUAGUUGGAAGCGCCCGUAUCAGGCAGGUCAGAGUACGCAAGGACUCCUGCAAAAUUCCCAACCACAUGAGGCCCUCCAUCCCUGACUGUCAUGCUCCAUACUCCCGGGAUGUGGAGGACAGGGGCUCAUAUAGUACAGGCUGGAACCAAUCGAUAAGUGUAAACAUAUCUCAGCCGUUCCUCAUGCCCUGGGUAUACCAAACUCAGUCCACACUCAGGGGGCACCCUAUCUGGGGUAAUGUGGGAUUCUACAGAGGUGGAGGAUAUGUACUGGACCUGGGGCUCGACGAAGACAAUGCAAGGAGCAUGCUUCUGGACCUGUUUGAAAACACAUGGCUGGAUACGUACACACGGGCAUUCUUUGUUGAAUUCACAGUGUACAACGCAAAUGUCAAUCUCUUCUGCAUUGUCACCCUGAUGCUGGAGACCACUGCAGUGGGAGCAUUCCAGUAUCGCAGUGAACUCCAUAAUUUACGGCUUUAUCAAGCCACCGAAGGCGUUAAUGUAGUGGCUUCCGAGGUCAUUUAUUUCCUCUUCAUUCUCUAUUACAUGUUUGUGCAGGCCAAGCGGAUAAAGCAGCAGAAAUGCAGCUACUUUAAGAGCAAAUUGAACCUUUUAGAAAUGGCCAUCAUUUUCUUAAGCUGGAGUGCCGCAGGGGCGAUCAUCAACAGGACAGUUCAGGGAGACCAGGACCUAAAGUACUUCCAGGAGCACAAAGACCAUUUUCCAAGCUUCUAUGAUACGGCCACAGCAGAUGACGUCCUGGGCUAUAUUCUAGCUUUCCUGAUUUUGCUGGCCACCGUGAAAAUGUGGCACCUGAUGCGACUCAACUCGAAACUGAACCUGAUAACUUGCACUCUGCAGCGGGCUUGGAACGACAUCUCUAGCUUUAUUGUGGUCAUAACCAUCAUGUUCCUAGCAUACUCUGUUGUGAGCAAUCUGCUGUUCGGUUGGAAGUUGUACACAUACAAGACUCUUCAGGAUGCAGCUUUGGCAGUCGUUGGCUUGCAGCUUGGCACCUUUAAUUAUGAUGAGGUUCUGGAUUUAAACCCAGUGCUUGGUGCCUUUAUUGUUGGUUCCUGCAUCAUCUUUAUGACAUUUGUGGUCCUGAAUCUCUUCAUAUCGGUCAUCCUCGAAGCCUUUAGUGAAGAACAAAAGCAACACCAGCCAUCUGAAGAGGAGGAAAUUGUGGACCUAAUGAUAGUGAAGAUCUGCAAGAUGUUUGGGAUCAAAAUAAAGAAGAAACAGUAA
Molecule: messenger RNA, 5193 nt
Organism: Trichomycterus rosablanca
Lineage: Eukaryota; Metazoa; Chordata; Actinopteri; Siluriformes; Trichomycteridae
Gene: pkd1l2b
Product: polycystic kidney disease 1 like 2b
Exons: 29
Coding region: 1-5193 (1730 amino acids)
Biological process (GO): detection of mechanical stimulus
Cellular component (GO): membrane
Molecular function (GO): carbohydrate binding; calcium channel activity; calcium ion binding
Source: RefSeq, a predicted model, not a curated record